Molecule: messenger RNA, 582 nt
Organism: Cetraspora pellucida
Lineage: Eukaryota; Fungi; Glomeromycota; Glomeromycetes; Diversisporales; Gigasporaceae
Source: the annotation of a GenBank genome assembly
AACUUCCUUCAAAUAAUAACAAAUAAUGAUAAUGAAUAUCUCUGGCAAAGAAAACACCUCUCAAAGAAUAAGCGUGCAGGUCUUACGUGUGAUCAAAAAUGUAUGUUACUUUAUAAUGUUCAACAACCAUUCGAAGUCCUGAUGACAGAAUUCGAUGAUGAAUGGUGGCCUUUAGUUACGAACAUUUGGGUGAAAUUUAGUCAUAAAACUCUUGUGAAUGGGAAUUCUUGGAAAACCUUCAAAACCAAGGUUCGAGAAGCAGACUUAUGCCAUGCAAAAAUAAAGGUAUCAUGGUUUGUUGUCGAGCAAAAAGUGUGUGUUGAACGGUUCCCAGGUUCCUCGGACCAUGCGCAUGAUUUGAAUGAAAGUGACAAGCUUAAACGUUCCCAGGCUGUUAGAGUUUUAGUAGAAAAAGAGGCGAUGAAAAAUUAUCCUACACCUGCAAUAGAAUUAAAGUGGAGGGAAGUCGCCAAUAUAAAGUACAAAGUCCGUGGACCGCAAAACACUUAUCUUAUUGGUGCUUCUAAACUAGCACCAGAUAUCCAAGAUGCAAUUUCUUUUUUAAAAAAGGAAGGUUAUCAA